Messenger RNA from Fusarium pseudograminearum CS3096, 501 nucleotides. RefSeq lists its product as uncharacterized. Lineage: Eukaryota; Fungi; Ascomycota; Sordariomycetes; Hypocreales; Nectriaceae. The record is from RefSeq and is a predicted model, not a curated record. The transcript has a single exon. The coding region runs from base 1 to 501 and encodes 166 amino acids.
AUGUACAAGAACAGAUCUGAAGCCGACAAAGAAGCACAACGAGCCUACGUGCAAGAAUGGAAAACCAAACGGCUUGCAGGAAUGUCACCAGAAGAGAUCUGGGCAGAGAAGGAGGCAAAGCGAAACUACGGACGAGAAUGGAGGAAGCGGCGCAAGGAGGCAAUGUCACCAAAAGAAUUUGAGCAGGACAGAAUGAGAAAGCUUGAGCGCGCACGACAACGAAGGAAAACCCGAACAGAGGCAGAGAGAGUUGCAACAGCCGAAAAGGAAAACUUCUACAAACAACGACUGGCAGCUUCAAAAUCUGACGAGCAGAAAGAGGCCGAACGAGUUGCAUUGAACGACCAUCGCAGAGAGAAGAACAAAGCGUUGGAGGGCGAAGAGAAAGAAGCCAAGCGACAACAAGAGGCAGAGAUGGUGGAGGGCCAACCUGUCAAGAGAAGCAGGCGGAGCGAAAAGCCAAGAAUGCAGAAAGGGAGAGAGAGCGACGCAAGACUCUAA